Molecule: messenger RNA, 2029 nt
Organism: Lotus japonicus
Lineage: Eukaryota; Viridiplantae; Streptophyta; Magnoliopsida; Fabales; Fabaceae
Product: oxalate--CoA ligase
Exons: 4
Coding region: 148-1713 (521 amino acids)
Biological process (GO): fatty acid metabolic process
Molecular function (GO): medium-chain fatty acid-CoA ligase activity
Source: RefSeq, a predicted model, not a curated record
ACGGAGAAUUGCUAAUUUGCCUUUGCCUCGUAGAUGCCACCGCCACCCACGUCGACCCACUUUAUUACUAUAUAUAUCACACGAAUCACCCUUCAACAUCCUCACCACUCAUAGACUCAUCAUCAUUCAUCGUUAAGAAAAAACACAAUGGAAACCCCAAUAACCCUCACAGGGUUGCUCCGCAGCGCCGCCGAACGAUUCCCCUCCCGACGAGCCCUCUCCGUCGCCGGAAAGUUAGACCUCACCCACUCCGACCUCGACAAACUCGUCGAACUCGCCGCCGCUCGGUUGGUCUCCGCCGGGAUCAACCCCGGUGACGUCGUCGCUCUCACCUUCCCCAACACCGUCGAGUUUGUUAUAAUGUUUUUAGCCGUUAUCCGAGCGCGAGCCACGGCGGCACCAUUAAACGCGGCUUACACAUCGGAAGAGUUCGAGUUUUAUUUAUCCGACUCCGAAUCGAAGAUUCUGUUAACGCCGGUAGAAGGAAACAAACCUGCUGAAGCCGCAGCUUCCAAGCUCAACAUUCCUCUCGGCUCGGCUUCGCUUACCCAAGCCGAAGGUGAAGAAAAAGUCAAGUUAACCGUCUCUCUGAACCGCACCGAGUCAGAACCCGACUCUGUCAACUCGGUCGCCGGACUCAGUAACGAGCCGUCGGACAUAGCGCUAUUCCUCCACACCUCCGGCACCACGAGCCGCCCCAAGGGAGUCCCGCUGAGUCAGCACAACCUGGCUUCCUCAGUACGCAACAUUCAGUCCGUGUACCGACUCACUGAGUCCGACUCGACGGUGAUCGUUCUCCCGCUGUUCCACGUCCACGGCCUAAUCGCCGGGUUGCUGAGUUCACUCGGCGUCGGCGCGGCGGUGACGCUCCCGGCGGCGGGGAGAUUCUCGGCGUCGACGUUCUGGAAGGACAUGGUGAAGUAUAACGCCACAUGGUACACCGCGGUUCCUACGGUACACCAGAUCAUACUGGAUCGCCACCUGAAUAACCCGGAACCGGUUUACCCGAAGCUCCGGUUUAUUCGAAGCUGCAGCGCGUCGCUCGCACCGGUGAUCAUGGGUCGGUUAGAGGAGGCGUUCGAUGCUCCGGUUUUGGAGGCGUAUGCGAUGACGGAGGCGUCUCAUCUCAUGUGUUCGAACCCGUUGCCGCAGGAUGGGCCCCACAAGCCCGGGUCGGUGGGGAAGCCCGUGGGUCAGGAGAUGGCGAUAUUGAAUGAAACGGGUCGGGUCAUGGAGGCUGAGGCUAAUGGAGAGGUUUGUAUUAGGGGGCCUAAUGUGACGAAAGGGUAUAAGAAUAACCCGGAUGCUAAUACGGCGGCGUUUUUGUUUGGUUGGUUUCAUACGGGUGAUAUUGGGUUCUUUGAUUCUGAUGGGUACUUGCAUCUCGUGGGUCGGAUCAAGGAGCUCAUAAAUAGAGGAGGAGAGAAAAUAUCCCCAAUAGAAGUGGAUGCUGUCCUCCUAUCCCAUCCAGAGAUAGCCCAGGCAGUUGCUUUCGGAGUGCCAGAUGAGAAGUAUGGCGAAGAGAUACAUUGCGCAAUCAUCCCAAGAGAAGGAUCAAACAUUGAUGAGGCAGAGGUUUUAAGAUUUAGCAAGAAGAAUCUUGCAUCUUUCAAGGUCCCCAAAAAGGUCUUCAUUACCGAUUCUUUGCCCAAGACCGCCACUGGCAAGAUUUUGCGCCGUCUCGUGGCAGAACACUAUGUUUCCCAAAUUUGAGUUACUCAAGUUCCCAGCUUUGGAGCUUAGAUACCUGACCGAAAAUAAAGCGUUGGAGUCUGCAUUUUGAUUACAUGUUGGCAACCUAGCAUUCAAGAGGAACACUUUGUCUGCAUUUUGAUUACAUGUUAGCCACCUAGCAUUCAAGAGGGAGAUGUUUCAGCCAUUGGUCUUUCCUACAGGAUACAAUAGAUAGUAGAUUUCAAUGAUUCUUGUAAGUGUUCACAAUGUGAUAAACCUUUUAUUUGGCGUGAUUAUUGGAGGGAAAUUGAGUGAAUUGGAAUUAAAUGGAAAUGAAUGAAAUUGGCAAAAUGAA